AUGUCCAAGAAUCCAGUGAUGUCGCCUGACAGUGGUUACAUAAAGCCACAAGCGCGCGCUCCUCACGAUCCAAAUGUCGCGUUUGAGGAGUAUCAUUACUACGCGCAGAAAACCCGCGAAGAAGAAGACAACCUUGAGUCUCCCAAACUCAACUUGCGGCAACUCGUUAGCCUGAAGAAGAACCCUCAGGAUAGCAGCGUUGGCGAGAAUCCGAUUGCGACUUUAACCGAAAAGGACUAUGCUAGUGUUGAGAACAGGCUCACGAUAUCCGACGAGGAGUGGACGAACGCCAGUCGCGCAUUGCGAACCGCAUCAUGGGGCGCUUGCUUCUACCUAAUUACUACCGACGUUCUCGGACCAUAUGGAUCGGCUUUCGCGAUGGGAACUCUAGGAUGGGGACCGGGGAUUGCUUUGUACACCGUUUUUGGCUUCAUGGCUGGCUAUUCCGGAUACCUGGUUUGGCGAGUUUUCAUGGGCGUCGACAGUCACCAAUUCCCCGCCAGAAACUACGGCGACAUUGCAUUUAGGACAUGGGGUAGCUCCGUUCGACAUCUUACAAAUGUCAUGCAGGCCAUUGCCCUCCUGCUUCUAGUUGGUCAGGUCACCAUCCAGUUUGGGGAGAACAUAUCUCAAGUGUCUAAAUUUCGCCUAUGCUACGCCGUCUGUCCGGUCCUGUUCGUCUGUGCCGGCUUCUUCGUCUCCCAAAUCCGGACGCUCCGAUCCUUUGGGUGGAUAGCAAACUUCUCCGUUUGGGUCAACCUGUUGGUAAUUUUCAUAUCAAUGGGCGUCAUAGCGCACUCGCCUCCAAACUUCGCCAUCUCAACGCUCGGUUCCGCAGGUAGCGCUGUAAACCCCGACACAAUUACCCCGGUUGAUGGCAAGUAUCCUCCAAUCAUCCACUAUAAUGGUCUUCCUCCGAACGGGUUGGUUGGUUCAAUUAACGGACUCUUGUCUGCUGUAUUGGCUUACGCAGGUAUUCAGCUUUUCGUUGAAUUCAUGGCCGAGAUGAGACGUCCGAGAGACUUUAUCAAGGCAAUGUGGGGAGCCCAAUUUUUUGUCUACAGCGUUUAUCUUAUAUACGGGUGCUUUAUUUAUCAUUAUCAAGGCCAGUAUAGCUUCAGUCCAAGUUAUCAAGGCGUCAGCAUUUAUGGCUGGCAAACCGCUGGUAACAUGAUUUCGCUAGUGAGCGCUCUUAUAGCCGCCGGUCUAUACGGGAACAUUGGCGUCAAAGUGGUGUACAACAACGUCUUUAUGGAUCUGUUCCGCGCUCCUCCACUUACUACUAGGUUGGGGAAAAUCAUCUAUGCAUGCCUAGUCCCGGUAUUUUGGAUAAUUGCAUUCAUCAUUGCCGCCGCGAUUCCUGACUACUUUGGCUUUGUGAGCGUGAUGUCAGCUUCUAUGUUACUCAACUUGACAUACACAUUGCCCCCUCUGUUUGCCUUGGGCUUCGAUAUCCAGAAGAACGCCAUUCGUGCUGAAGAUGGAGAAGGAUUUGACCCCAACACUGGUAGAGUCGCCCGACAUGAGUCAACCGUGCAACGAUGGGUGCGCGGUUUCUGGAGCGGAGGCUCUUUCCAGGUUGGCAUCAAUAUCUGGCACGUGUUGUAUAUCUUGGCUUCCCUAGCUAUGAGUGGACUCGGAAUGUAUGCUGCUAUUGAAGGCAUGAUCGAGGCAUUCAAAAAUCCUGAGCUUAACUCUUUUUCGUGCAGAUCGCCGCUUGACCUCAGCCCCCAGUGA
Messenger RNA from Talaromyces rugulosus, 1737 nucleotides. RefSeq lists its product as uncharacterized. Gene Ontology annotation, biological process: amino acid transmembrane transport. The transcript has 4 exons. Bases 1 to 1737 code for a protein of 578 amino acids. Gene Ontology annotation, cellular component: vacuolar membrane. Lineage: Eukaryota; Fungi; Ascomycota; Eurotiomycetes; Eurotiales; Trichocomaceae. The record is from RefSeq and is a predicted model, not a curated record. Gene Ontology annotation, molecular function: amino acid transmembrane transporter activity.